UUAGGUUUAGAGAAUCAUGCCAGAAUCAACACCAUUUUCUUUUUGACGAUACGGAGUUUUUGGCGGGAUUUCUGCGAGUGCGGUUGGCAUCUUAUUUUAAUUAUUCUAAAAUUCGUUCAUAGUGGAUAUUGUGAAAUUUGGUGUUACAACCGUCUGCGCAACUGAAGAAUUAGUGGAAUCUUUAAAAUAUACGCUAUUCCGGUCAAGUGGACGCGAGAACUUGUUGUAGUGUUGACUACCUCACAGAAGCUUAGAGAAAAAGCCAACUCCAUAAAUUUCAUGCCAAACACUCCAAGAAACAUUAGAAUGCGUCACACCGACAUUCGAAUGUAAAAAAAAGAAGAUUAAUAUAACUAAAGACUAGGCUGUAUGGGCAUUGUUCCCUUUGCCUUCCCUGAAAAAGGAGAAUCUUAAAUAAUAUUGACGUUUCAUUAUACAUAACGUUGAAAUUUUAAACGCAUACAAUUUAGGUAAAGUUGAGAUUUCAUAUACUCAAAAAAUGUAUACUCAUAUUUAAUAUGAAUGGAAUUCAUAAAAUAUAAAAUAACAUUUUGUUGCUUGUAAAAUUCUGCUCUAAUUUAUUAUUAUUUUAUAUAGACUAUGAUGUUAACUUAAUCGAGAAAAACGGAACGCAUUCGGCAGUGAAAGAAUAUCUACGAUAGAUAUAAUAUCAUUGGAAUAUCGAAAAUCCACGAGAAUAGCAUUUUUUACCAUCAGUAGAUAUUUUCAAUAGAUAUCCCUACUUUCGAUAUUAUCUCGAAGCCGAUAUAAUAUCUACGCCGCGAGAAUUGGGGCCCAGCUGUUCAUGCCUUAAUAAAAGAAGAAGAAGAACAUUUGACUUUUGACAGUGUUUUUGGCGGGAUUUCAUCGAGUGCGGUUGGCGUCUUAUUUUAUUUAUUCUUAAAUUUGUUCAUAGUGGAUAUUGUGAAAUAAAAUUGGUGUGAUUUUGUGUUACAACCGUCUGCGCAACUGAAGAAUUAGUGGAAUCUUUGAAAUAUACGCUAUUCCGGUCAAGUGGACGUGAGAAUUUUAUUGUAGUAUUGACUACCUCACAGAAGCUUAUAGAAAAAGCCAACUCGAUAUAUUUUGUGCCAAACACUCCAAGAAGCAUUAGAAUGCGUCACACCCACAUUCUAAUGUAGAAAAAAGAAAGAUUAAUACAAAAAUAAGACGAUGGCUGCAUUGCUUUGCCUUUCUCAAUAGAGAAGAAUUGAACUAAAAAAAAGGGUUUUUGGCGGGAUUACAUCGAGUGCGGUUGGCGUCUUAUUUUAAUUAUUCUUAAAUUCGUUCAUAGUGGAUAUUGUGAAAUAAAAUUGGUGUGGGUUUGUGUAACAACUGUCUGCGUAACUGAAGAAUUAGUGGAAUCAUUAAAAUAUACGCUAUUCCGGUCAAGUGGACGUGAGAAUUUUAUUGUAGUGUUGACUACCUCACAGAAGCUUAUCGAAAAAGCCAACUCGAUACAUUUCGUGCCAAACACUCCAAGAAAUAUUAGAAUGCGUCACACCGACAUUCUAAUGUAAAAACAAAAAGAAGAUUAAUUUACUUAAAGACCAGGCUGUAUGGGCAUUGUUCCCUUUGCCUUCCCUAUAACGGGAGAACUUCAACAAAAAAAUAUAGUGAUCUGUGACAUUGACAGUAAAUCAUAGAGUAACUUUGUAGUAAAUACUUGUUCUUGGUCUGUGUAGUAAAUACAUAAUUUUGUAGUGCAAUGCAACUAAUUUACAAUCUUAUUUAAAUGCAUAUUUGACAGAAAUAUAGUAAUAGAUUAUAACCAAGUAACGUUUUUAAAACCUGCUCUGAACUAUAUAAGUAUAAAUUACAGCCAACGCUUCUCAGACAUCUGAAAACAAAAAAUGGUUGCCUGUAAAGUCGGUUUUACGGGCGAAGAUUUUACGUGACAACGUCUUUUUCUCGGUAGAAUAUUUAUUGAUAUGAAUAUAAUUAAAUUGCACAAUAGGAACAAGGAAUUGAAUGAAAAUAAGAAUUGCACAAAUUUUAACUAUAGAAAUAUAUUUUGUUUACUAAAACAUUGUACAUGUAAACUUAAACUUAACACGAGAGACUCAUCGUAACGUUACCGAGCGUUACACUUUUUCAUAAGUGACUCCCAGCCGCAACCUAAUUUAAGACGUAGUCACGUCAAAAACGGAAAUACAACUAAUAGUUUCUUUACAUCUUGUCGAACCCAAAUGUGUUUAGAGCAUUUAAUGUGACCGGCAACAUAUCAAUGCAAUAGUAAAAUAAUAUUAUGCUACAAUGGAACACAUAAGGCAAUAUGACUGGUGUGCUACAGAGCCUGAUGUUAAUUUUCUAAGCGAAUCGGAUAUUGACAACUCUGUGACAGAGAAAAUUCUACGUAAUAAGUUCUAUGACCCUCUGGCAUAUAGUGAAUCAGAAGAUGAUGAAAAAUCUAAAGUCACAUUUGAUUGGGAUGAAAUCUUUAAAAAUAAAAAAAAUGACAAGAAAUCUGACAUGGUCGUACAAGGAAUCCAUCCUGUGCCACCGUUUACGAAGCUGUCAGCUCUGACAGGGCUUCAACAUUAUCAGUGCCUUAAAGUACUCUGUUCUCAAUGUCCAGAUGUACUGCCUAAUAUGUUCAUACCUAGACCUACCAAACAUGACUAUAAAGUUUUUGAGCAAGUGCAAGAGGUGUACAAGAAAGAGCAACGGGAAUUCAUUGAAUGGGCAAAAUCACUGUGGACUAGUAAACAUUGUGCUCGUGCAUUAAGACCAAAGCCACCUAUAGAGAUGGUCUAUGAGGCUGAGUUUAAAGUUCGUGCUAACUCACUCCAAAGUUUCCCUAAAAACUAUACAAUGGCUGCACAAAUACCAUUACAACCUCCAAAUACCCCAUGUGAUAUUGAACAUGAAAAGGACAUAAUAAAAGUCAAUGUGGCAUCAUUACCAGAACUACAAUAUCCUGAUAUGAAUAAAAGGAUUACUAUAAUGAAACCAUGCCCAGCCCCAGAGCCUUGCAAUAAACAUCCCUGCCAUUUUAUACUGCCAACGGAGAGUGCGAUGACUAUACUGCCCUUAACGGAGGUGCACAGGGAACUAGCUCAGUUCGCUUUAGAUAACGGGGCUGAUACGAUAGCCAGUGAGAACGCGCUGCGAUGCCUGAUGCAGGAUGACCGCGACUGGGCGCUGCCGGUGUCUGUCUGCACGGCCGUCGAUACGGAUGGAGAGAGUAGAAAUGUGGUGGUAUUCGGUAGCGAGUUCUCCAUUAACAAAGACAGCGCUCAGAUGAGGACGUACAAAGCGUUCAGGCGGCUGUUACAAUAUGCACUUGUUCCGUCGUCUGAAGUAGGUUCCGUCAGUAAGGUAAAGCAAGAUCAAGGAUGCCAUAAGAAGGGCAAAAAGACUGAAGACGGAGGCAGUAAACAAGAUGUCUGUGAUAGCGACGAAGAUGACGAGCAGCUAGUCAUAGACACGGAUAACAUGGCCGACGAAAGCAUGGAAUCUAUUGACGACAAAGUUUCAGAGGAACUCAAGAGUCCGAGACGGAGCGAGAGAAUAGCCAAGGACACGCACAAUUCUUCUAACGAGAGUGCAAACAAAAUUGACUUCUAUAACUGCACGUGUAAAGAUACCCGGUUCGAGCGUCCAGCGCCGCGCUCGUACAGUCGCUGGCGCGUGCGGAACAACGCCACCCGCGAGGACUAUCGACUGUUGGUUCACUGUGUCCAUCGCGCAAGGCAUGAAUCCUCGGAAGUGGUGUUGGAACCGAUACCGGAGUACCAGAUAGACCUGGGGGCCAGCGAGCAAGGUCCGGACAUCGCCAGGAGUCAGGAUCUAGCUAUGAUGCUCAGAAGAAAUGCCUCCGUGCUCAAUGUGCGUAUCGACAUUAGCACAGGCGACAUAGUGCGCGUCGAUCAGAUACGGAAGAACUACGGGGGAUCGAAGGAGGACAGUAGGGAAUCGACGGAGAUUAGCAGGGGAUCGACGGGGACUAGCGGGGACAUCGCCGGGCGUUUGUGGGCCGCGCUCGACCAAGUGAGGGGCUUGCUGCCUGGACAUUACGUGCUGAAGCAUGAGCCGAGUCACGGUAGUAACGCGCUGCUAUACAGCAGCAGUCGAGGGCGGGGACAACUGUCGUUAGAGCCGCAGGGCGGGAACGAGGCCGGAGCCGAGCCAGCCCUGCGGGAGCCCGCCCUCGGGCCCGCCCUACUGCCCGUACACAAGUUCCGUAAAAUCCUGCCUUGCGCUUUCACUCCGCAUCCCAAUCAGCUGACAAAGGAGUCCAGGAAACCGCCAUCGAGACUCAAGACCCCUCCACAAGCCAUCAAGCUGGAGGAGGGUCGGCGCGGCGCGCUCCGUAAGGUAUCGCCGACAUACAGCGACUUUUCGAACCCUAUGAGAGAUUACAUAUCUGCGGUAACACACCCUGAUCCCGCACCGAUACAGCGAAUUUUACGUAAACUUCAUAAAAAAUAACGAAAAGACCCAACCAGUAAAGAAAGAAUGUAAAAUAAAUGUUUUGAUGUUUGAGUCGUGACAGUGGUCAACUUUUAAGAGUUUAAAAAGCUCGCGAUAAAAUCGGUACGGAAUCAGUAGCAUCUUUUAUCGAUCAGUAAUAUUUGGCUGUCUUCAACCGGCAUAUCUAAUACUACUUAAUCUUUGGCUCGUUUGAAGAACUGAGAAAUUGUCGUUUUUAUACGACUUAUCACGUAUUCAGUGUGAAGAGGUGGUGAACUCAUAAGAACGAAAAAUAAUAAAACUACUGACGAGCAUCGGAAAUUACUAGAAAAUUCCUCGGAGAUUUCAGAGACUGCUGAACCGAUUUUCAGAGACAUCUGAACCGAUUUUCAGACACAACUGAACCGAUUUAUCAAAAAUCUACUCAACAGACUUUCAAGGACCUCUGAACCGAUUUCUAAAAACUACUGAACCGAUUAGUUUGUAAACUACGAACCGUUAUUAAUGCAAAUAAUAUAAUGGGCUUCAGUUUGUUACGACAUACUCUAAACUUGUAACUAAAGAACAUGGUAUAACUUAGUAUGAGGGACUCCCCUAGACAUGUAUAAAUAUUGUACUUAGUAAUAUUUAAUGCUCAAUUUCUAUGAAAAAAGGCUCAGGAACUUUUGACGAAGUUACAAUACUGAAAAUUAUGAAAACUCCUACCACAUCAUUACCUUGCUACAUUUGACAAAAGAUGUUGGCAAUUUUUUACAGAGCCAUCAAUUUUGCAUUAUCUUAGUCUUUCUUUGAUUGAAAUGGGUCUGAUUUCCACGUCUCAAAAAGUUUUUUAAAGCAUAAAUACAUAAAUAUAAUAAUUUGUUGUCGUCGGCCCGACAGGAAAUCUGUGAAGUUUUAUUUUGUUCAUUUGCAAAAAUCAAAAUAUUAUAUAUUAAACCUUCAGUGAUUUGUUAUAAAAAAAAUAUUUUAUAGUUCUUAGUAGUCUGGAAUUAAUAUUGUGUAUUUCGAUAUUCUUCAAAUAAUUUUUGUAUAGAUUUAUUGUUAUUUAUUUUUUUAAAGCGGACCAUUUUCCUACUGAAUAAACAUGAAAUCAUUUUUCAUACUUUUAAAUGUUUGAUUGUUUCACGAAAGUUUUAUGAGAAUAAUACACACGUAUUAAAUAAUAAACAAAUAUUUUAAUGUUGCAGGCUAGUGCCAAAUAAUUAUACAUGUUAUGGGCAGUUUCUUAGCCAUGUCCUUUAACAACAACCUCAAGUUUAUGGUUUAAAAGAUCAUGUAUGAAUUGAACCCAUUGUGUCUACAGAUAUGUCCGUAUUACCUGUAUUUAGAGUAAACCUGAAUGUAAAAAGUCCACGUAACUAUAGUCUGAUAUUUUAUUCUACGGAAUUCACACAGCUGUAUUUUUUUUUAUUUCAGAUAUCAUAAUUUUUUUUAUUAUAUUUCUUCAGAUACCAUAAACUUUAAAAGUUUAAAGCUUAUCCUGGUGAAGAAAACUUUAACGUUCUAUUUAAACGCAAACCAGGUAUUUCCCAUCAUGGUUUGUCCUGUACUCCUUUGUAUUUAUUCAUAAUAACAAAGGUUAUUAAUAUUAAAAAAAAAGUCAUUUGAAUGAAUAAAACUUUUUGAAUAUAAAAUUACAAAAUAAUAUGGAAAAGAGUUAGAUUAAGUAAACUAUAUGACAAUGUUAAUAAUGUUUUUUUUGUGUAUUCAAUGUGCUAACUGAUAAUUUAAUUUAAAAUGGCAAAAUAGAAAGAAAUAAAAAACAAUAUUUAUUUGUGUAUCAUUAUCACUAAUAUUAUAAUAUUCAACAUCAUCUUCGACUCAAAACUUCACUUAUAUAAGAACCAAAGAUUUUGCUAACCUAUGACUAGUAGAUAUGGAUACCUAUGAAUGAAAAAUAAUUUCCUUACUUCAAUACUGUGAUAGCAAAAAAUCUGAUUACCGUUUUUAUGUCAUCCGUCAAUUUUAAGUUUUAGUUUUUCUAAUUUAAAAUAUUAGAUGCAAGUAAGAUUUUUUUAAUGUCGCUUAAAACUAUUCAACAUAUUGCAGAUAUUAAAGGACUGUUUUAUCAUUGGCAACAUUUCUGAAAUGUAAGACUUUCGUGGAAUUUAAAAUCAGAGUAUAGCCAAAG
Molecule: messenger RNA, 6547 nt
Organism: Chilo suppressalis (striped riceborer)
Lineage: Eukaryota; Metazoa; Arthropoda; Insecta; Lepidoptera; Crambidae
Source: the annotation of a GenBank genome assembly